Molecule: messenger RNA, 978 nt
Organism: Aspergillus aculeatus ATCC 16872
Lineage: Eukaryota; Fungi; Ascomycota; Eurotiomycetes; Eurotiales; Aspergillaceae
Product: SRR1 family protein
Exons: 2
Coding region: 1-978 (325 amino acids)
Source: RefSeq, a predicted model, not a curated record
AUGCCACACACCUCCCGCAAAAAGAAACCCACCACCAGCACCGGCCCCACCAAACGAACCACAAUCACCGACGCGACCGGCUGGACGCACGUCACGACGACAGGCAACGCCCACCGCGCGCAUCGCCAACACCGUCCACAAUCCCAACCACACCCACAGCCAGAACAACAACAAGAACUACUCACUCCCGCCGAAGCCCCCAAAUCCCUAACCCUCCCCUCCCUCCUCACGCAAUACCACGCCCACCGCACGAAAUGGACCGCCUCCACCACCGCCGCGACGCUGACCGCGACGGUGCGGCGGGAGUUUGCCCUCGAGCAUGAACAACACCAAGAACAAGAACCAGCCCGACCAGACGCAACCCGAGAAGAGCCGCAGACGCAAACAGAACCACACCUGGAACCAGAACAAACACAGAGAACAGAACAAGGAGCGCAAUCCACAACCAUCACCACCACCACCACCACCACCACCACUCCAGGAAUAACCAACAUAAUCUGCAUCGGCCUCGGCAGUCCGAGUGGCUUCCUGCGCGGGGGAUGGGUUGAUCGCCGCAGCGUCUCGCUCUACCAACUCAAUGCGUUGAUGAGUGUGGUGGAGUGUUUGACUGCAAAUCCAACAACAUCCACAGUUCAAAUCUACGCCCAAGAUCCCGUCUUCAACGCGCUCGAUCGCCAACUCCUUGCCGCCCUGGGGAUCACCGUCGUGGAGCAUCCGGACGGGUUCGGGAAGGUCAACUCAAAUUCGCUGCUGUUCUGUCCCGGGGCGGAGAAGGCGCAUCUCGAGGUGCUGCUGGCGCGGAAUCCGGCGGGGAUGGUUGGCGGGCCCUUGGAGGAUACGGGCUCCGACGGGAUCGAGCGGUUCGUGGCGCGGACCGGGUCGGUGCGGUUGCCGCGGUUUGAGGAGCUGAAGGAGGCGUUUUGGGAGAUGCGAGUCUAUUAUACCCAGCCGGUCGAGGAAGAAAUCCGCGAAGACUGA